AAAUUUCAUUUAAAUACGGUUGGUUAUGAACGACUAACUUGUUAAUUUUGACACAUCAUCAUCAUCAAGCGUAAUGAAGCUUUUGUUGGUCACCUUAGUCCUUGCACUGUCAGUCGAGGCCAUCCUUGGCUCUCACUACGAAGCAAAGGCAAAGCUAUGGAAGCAUCUAUUUGAUGACUAUCACAAGGAAUUCGAACCCGAGGACGCAAAGAUCGGAUUCGGGAUGGGCAUCCAGUGUGCCAUGUAUGAUAGGAGGACCCACGUUGUCUCUACUUAUGUCUGGGAGAGAUACUCGUGGGUGGACAAACGUCUGACCUGGGCACCAGCCGAUUAUGACAACGUGCAAUCACUCAGGGUGAGUCCCGACCAUCUCUGGAUGCCAGACUUCAAACUCUACCACGGACAUGACGAGAAAGAAAUGACGAAGACGGUGCUGAACCACGAUGGCUCCAUCAUCUGGAUCCCACCAGCCAUGUAUAAGUCCCUCUGCGAGAAGGGCGCCAAUGACACCCUGCACUGCCACUACAAAAUCGGGUCAUGGACGGUUGAUGACGACACAGUGGGUCUGGAGAAAUGGGGUGCUGGGGCUAGCCUCGACUACUACCAGAACACAACCUGCCCUCUGGUGCCCUCUCUGGGUCACGUCGAGGUCAUACGCCGUACCUACCCCUGCUGCCACAACAUUCCAUAUGCUGCUAUGGAGAUCGCUGUAGACUACGUCUAUCAUGAUGACCAUGACGAUGACCAUCAUCACCACCACCAUCACCACGAUCAUGAUCAUGAUCAUGAUCAUCACGCGGCUGUUGCUAAACCUGCCCAUGACGACCAUGAGGAUGAAUGUUAAGAUGCUUUCGAUGUCAUAUGACGGUUUGGUUGCAGCUGCUGUGGCUGCUACAGAAGCUGCUGCUGCUGCUAAUUUUGUUAUCUUUGUAGUUAUUGUGGUUGUAGUUGAUGUUGAUUUGAAGAUGAAACGAUUGAUUAUGGACAAAAAAUUGCUUUCGUGACAAAAAAAAUUUGUUCAAAUAUUUCAGUACGUUAUUAUGAAAGAAAUCACGUCCAGACGUUUAAAGAGUUUGAGAUGAAAUGAUAAAAAAAAGUCUUUAUUGAAGUGUCAAUCAUUAAUUGAUCGUGUAUGCAGUUUAUAAUUUGCCUUUUGAUAUUUUUAAUGUUUCAUUUUCAACAUUUGCUUGCCUAAAAAAAUUUUUAAAAAAAUUUCACUUCUUAAUGAAAAAUAAACAAAAAUGACAAUAAAAAAA
Molecule: messenger RNA, 1256 nt
Organism: Helobdella robusta
Lineage: Eukaryota; Metazoa; Annelida; Clitellata; Rhynchobdellida; Glossiphoniidae
Exons: 6
Coding region: 74-844 (256 amino acids)
Biological process (GO): nervous system process; monoatomic ion transmembrane transport; signal transduction
Cellular component (GO): membrane; neuron projection; synapse
Molecular function (GO): neurotransmitter receptor activity; extracellular ligand-gated monoatomic ion channel activity; transmembrane signaling receptor activity
Source: RefSeq, a predicted model, not a curated record